This is a messenger RNA of Saccostrea echinata, 3669 nucleotides long. RefSeq lists its product as uncharacterized. Bases 1 to 3669 code for a protein of 1222 amino acids. Gene Ontology annotation, cellular component: membrane. Lineage: Eukaryota; Metazoa; Mollusca; Bivalvia; Ostreida; Ostreidae. The record is from RefSeq and is a predicted model, not a curated record. The transcript is spliced from 10 exons.
AUGGAAAAUCAGAAUGAGGAAAAAUCAAAACACUCGAAAACUGUGACAGAAAGUAACAAAAUAAGUCAAACGAAUUCCAAGAAUGAUUGUGAAAGUGGAAAAUGCGAAUUAAACAACGAGGAUCUCGACAAAACGGAUUUGCCACAAAAGGCAUUGCGUCAAUUGGUUAAUCCACCUCCGCGUUUACGGCCACUCACAGAUCUGCCAAAGAAAAGGGAAGAGGGGAGGUAUUUCGAGAAAUUAACUUCCGAAAUAGUUGGAAUAGGAAAAGAUAAUCCCUCAAUAAGCACGACAUUAGGGGAUGGAACAAUACAGAACCGAAAUGAAAAGGAUGUAUCAAAGAAAGAGAAUUCAACAAAUACUUUCUUUUAUUGUCGAUUUAUCGUAAAAUUUCCUUUACUAGCUUUCUUGUUGUCCUCUACAAUACACAUAUUUGCAAUAGUGACUACAGUAGCCCUGCUUGGCGCUGGGAAAAAUGUGUUUCCCACGGAUUUUAAAAGGUUACCCUUGGUCCUGUACGACGACAGCACUAGAAAGCAGGAUCUGGCAUGGCGCAGUAGAGACUCCUACUCCUUAAAGAUAACGAGGCCUGCACUUGGGUUAUACAAUCACUAUCCUACAUGGGCGCGAGGACGGGUUGGGGAUAUCUUGGAGGUCAUUUUACAAGUAGACAAUGGCGAUAUUUUCAGCCAACCCAACCUCAUACUUAUCCAACAAAUAGAAAAUCUGAUGUUCAAUUUCAAGGAUUAUAAGUCCAGACAUUGUCAAAUUGACGAGUUUUAUGAGUGUGUAAAACCUUGGUCGGUAAUUCGCCUUUUUGAUGGAACAUACAACAGUAAUAGUUCAUACAACAGUAAUACUUCAAAAUUUAACAAAUUAAUCUUUAAAAACUCAAAAGACGUUUUGUGCAAUGCAACGAAAUCGGAUGAAACAAAGGAGUUUGUUGAGUUCAUUUUUCCCAAAGGAUAUAAUCCAUGUCGGCCCGGAAGUGCGUCAUCUGUAACGAGAAUACUUCUGCCAAUGGGAUAUCCCCUUUGGGGCGAAAAUAAUAAGACUCGAAUAGAAAAUUUCUUAGUCAAUGAAAUGAAACCAAAUAUUGAGCAUAUUCGAGACAAUAUUCUUGGGGACAGAAUGUAUUUAUACUACACAAGCGAAUUAAUUUUUGAUAAUGACGUCACACAGCAGGCCUUUGAUGACAUGUUAUUCGCAAUUGGGAGCUUUUUAUUUAUUUUUCUCGUUAUGUGGAUUCAAACUAAAUCUUUCUUCAUAACAUUUUUUGGAAUAUUCAGCAUUUUAACAAGCUUUUUACUGGCAAAUUUAGUUUAUCGAUAUGUGUUUAAUUAUGAAUAUUUUGGAUUUUUUCACAUCAUUUCCAUGUUUAUCAUUCUUGGAAUCGGUGCAGACGAUGUUUUUGUGUUUUACGAUACCUGGCGCCUUACCGGUGAUUGGGAUUACCCGACAAUGGCUCAUCGCCUCACUGACUGCUACUACAGAGCCGCCAAGACCACAUUUAUAACAUCUCUGACCACAAUGGCAGCUUUCUUAGUUAGUGGUACCUCUCCGCUCCUUCCCGUGGCAUCCUUUGGUCUUUUUACAGGUGUUUUAGUGGGUGUCAACUAUAUAUGUGACUUGAUAUAUUUCCCAACUGCUAUUAUUUUGUAUUCAGAGAAAGUUAGACCUCGUAGUAACAGAUUCUAUUCAUGGUUAUUUGAUACAAAAUGUUUUAAAUUUAUAAAAUGUAAAGUUUGUGAACAUGAAACAGAUAUAAAUGAAAACCAAGCAGAAACUGCAGGGUCUUCAACAACUUCUAUAUCUUUUGUGUGCUCCCCCCAACGGACAGUACAAGAGGAUAUAUCGCAUCUCUUUCCAGAAAUAACCCCUAAUCAUAGUCAAACGCUUAAUCAUAGCCAAACAAAUUUAAAUAACCUACAGGAGUCAAAAAGACGUGAAAUACAUAUAGCAAAAAACCUCAAUGACCAAGGAAAAACAAUGCAGAAAGAAUUUGAAGACAGAAUGUUAGUUGUUCGGUUUCUUCGUCAUGGAUUCUUGUCAUUUAUGUCUCUCAAAGUGGUCCGUUUUCUGAUUCCAGUUAUAGUCGUUGGAGUUUCGUCCUUUUUCAUAUACAGUGCUACUACCCUGGAACCCGACAGCAAACAGGUACAAAUAUUCCGAUCCACACACAACCACGGAAAAGCUUGGUACCAUCGUUACUACACGUUUCAGAGAAAUUUUGAGGGAGAGUACACGAGUGUGUUCCUUGUAUGGGGAAUGCUGGGGAAGGAUAUGAGUACUUGUAAUCGCAAAAAAUCAGAUUUCUGUGGGGGGACAAUGGUGUGGGACGACACGUUUGACCCUUCGUCACCAGAGGCACAGAAGGCAAUCUAUAAUCUGUGUCAACGUUUGGAAAAUGCAAGCGAUUCAGAAAUAAAUCAACUGAAAAUAAGAAGAAACGCCAUUACUAACAAACCAGAAGUCAGUUGCUAUCUGACAGCCAUGGAAAGAUUUCUUCGGGAAGAUGUCCAAAAGUCGGAGAAGGCCUACCCUUCUGAUCUGAAUGUUGGUAUUCCAUUGGAUGAGGUCAACAUGACAAAAUUCAUGACUUCCAACCCUCGCAUCUAUGGUUCACAACUUACUCUCCCUAAAGACUAUAACAGAUGGCUGGAGAUUGGACUUGGUUAUUGGCUAACCAAUAAGUAUACAGGCAGGGUGCAUCCGGACUAUUUUAUGUAUGAUCACCUUAUUGGAGAAGAAUAUGUUGUGGGAGAAACAAAUAUAGCAGAGAACACGUAUUUAGGACUAUUUUACGGUUCAAAGCUUAGAUAUUUUGGAAUUCAAGUCAAUUUAACAGUAAGAGUUAACACCCUUGGGUACAGUGAAGGAGGACCGCUCUAUCGUGCAUGGGAACAGUUUAUGAGCGAUAAAAAAGCAAAAAUGCCACCAUCUCUAAAGAAUGGAUUCCAGUGUACAAGAAAUACAUGGCACUCGAUACGAGUUCAGGAGGUGCUCUCAGAGUCGGCAUACUUUGGAAUACUUAUUGGUUUGUCUCUGGCUCUGCCAGUUCUAGUCCUCACCACCAUGAACUUCAUCAUUGGGUUUUUAGCGUGGGUCAUUAUUGCACUGGUGACGGUGUGUGUCUUGGGGUCUAUACCUCUGCUUGGCUGGAAAUUAGGGGUCCUCGAGUCCCUUAACCUGUGUAUGGUGGUAGGCCUAGCUGUGGAUUAUGUUGUACACUUGGCAGAAGCUUACAAUGUUUCACCAAAUAUCACGCGAAAGGACAAAACUCGGAACAUGCUGGAAAAGAUGGGACUUUCUGUCCUCUCAGGUGCCUUCACAACAUUUGGGGCUUCUGUGUUUAUGCUGGGUGCUCAUAUUAAGUUUGUUUAUGAAUUUGGAAUAUUUGUCAUGAUUACUGUAUUUACAUCCUUGUUUUUCUCUUUGUUUGGUUUCACUUCCUUCCUGUUGAUCUUUGGACCUGAGGGAAAUACAGGUUCUAUAACGGCAUUGUUUAAAAAAAAAUUUUGUUGCAAACAAAAUCGCCAAUUUAAACCAAAUGGGGGAAAACCCUUGUCCAUGCCCUUUCCCCCAGAGCUUGAUCCGCCCAUGUUUCCUAAUAGUCUCAAAUCCAAUGUGCCAAAAUUAGUUCAGCUUGGAGUUCAGUCGUAUUUGUAA